This is a messenger RNA of Dromiciops gliroides (monito del monte), 636 nucleotides long. Its product is annotated as myelin-oligodendrocyte glycoprotein-like. The transcript has 3 exons. Lineage: Eukaryota; Metazoa; Chordata; Mammalia; Microbiotheria; Microbiotheriidae. Gene Ontology annotation, cellular component: external side of plasma membrane. The record is from RefSeq and is a predicted model, not a curated record. Gene Ontology annotation, molecular function: signaling receptor binding. Gene Ontology annotation, biological process: regulation of cytokine production; T cell receptor signaling pathway. The coding region runs from base 1 to 636 and encodes 211 amino acids.
AUGACUAAUUCCCAUCCAAGACAGCAUCCAGGAGAAAUGCUCCUGCAGAGUGAAGACACUCAGCAAAAGAAUCUGCACACAGAUCAGCAGCCACAAGUAUUCAGCUCAGGUGUGACUGAGAUUCUCAGUCCCUCAGCUUCCUUUCUCUCCAAUUUUGUGAUUACCUUUAUCAUCAUCCUCAAGAUGCCAACACUGUCCUCAAGACAGUUCUCAGUGAUUGGACCUGCAGAAUCCAUCCAGGCCCCACUUGGGGGAGAGGCAGAAUUACCAUGUUACCUGUCCCCAUCCCAGAGUGCUCAGCACAUGGAGGUGAUCUGGUUCCAAUCCACUCACAUGGUACACAUCUAUCGAGAUGGGGAGGAUCAGUUUGGAGACCAGGCCCCUAAUUACCAAGAGAGGACAGAGCUGUUGAGAGAUGCUAUCACAAGUGGGAAUGUCACCCUGAAGAUACGGGAUGUGAGAUACUUGGAUGCAGGAAGGUACACGUGUCUUUUUGGGGAUGGUUUUCACCAAGAGGAAGCUGACAUGGAGCUGAAGGUCUUAGGUGAGGAGCUGGGACCUGGGCUGGGUAUGAUGUGCGCAUAUAUGGGGAAGGUGGAAGGAGAGACUGUCUUCCCAGCUCUGUUAUCAACAUAA